UCAUUGCGCGUAAGCGUAAGUAGCGAGCACGUUCGAAUCUGUUCAGAAUACGCGCCAAUUCCAAGGAUCGUAGAGAUUCUCAACUCACAUACAAGUCAAUUUCGUUGUGAUUCUCAGCUCAUACACAAAAUGAAACAAAAUGUCCGACGAUUAAAAUAUUGUAACUAAAUACGUCAACAAUUAAGAUUUACUUUCAUUAAUUAUUAUUUAAGGAAAACCUAAAAUCAAAGCUGAAAUAUUAAACUAUCAGGAUAAUCAUGCUUGAUACUAGCCGAUUGUUUUCGGAACGCCAUGUUGCUGAUGUUCGCCAGUGCCCAUGAUCACCUAUGGUCGCGCAAUUAGAUUUUACUUCUUUCGACGUAAAGUGGUGCGAUGAAAUAAAGAGGAGAUUAUGUAAAAGCUGUACGGGACAAACUUACACAUAUAAUAAGAAUAAAAAAAGUAGGCUCUUAUUAUAACGGUGUGCGUGCGCGUACACUUUUCCGGUACGUGAUUUCCUUUGACAACAUUCAUUAAACCUAUACGUGCACGCUAAUAGCGUCACAAACUCACUUAUCAAUUUCAGUCCAAGUGUCAUUUGUCUCACAUAUCGUAACAGACAGAAUUCACGUCUAAUUAUUUGGAAAAUGGAUGCUUCUGAAGCAAUUACAAUGGAAAGAGAAAACUGUAAGGAUGUAUGCGUAGAUGAAAGUGAUACAUCUAAAAACAUACAACUUGAGUGUAUUGAAAAUACAGCUGGAAAAGAAAAAGCUAUGGAUGUUGAGCCUUCUGAUGUUAAUGUGUCAAAUACAAAUGUGCCAGAUAAUAAAGAUACAAAUAUGCAAGAAAAUGAAGAUAUAAAGGAGCAAGAAAAUAAGAAUACAAAUGAGCAUGAAAAUAAAGAAGCAGAUGUGCUAGAAAUUAAAGACACAAAUGUGCAAGAAAAUAAAGAAGCAGAUGUGCUAGAAAUUAAAGACACAAAUUUGCAAGAAAAUAAAGAAGUAAAUGUUCUAGAAAUGAAGGACACACAUGUGCUAGAAAUGAAAGAUACAAAUGUGCAAGAAAGUAAAGAUACAAAUGAGCAAGGGAAUAAAGAGGCAAAACUGGAAGAAGUAAAAGAUACAAAUGAGCAACGGAAUAAGGAUACAAAACUGGAAGAAACGAAAGAUAUAAAGGUGCAAGAAAAUAACGAUACAAAUGAGCAAGAGGAUAAAGGGCUAAAGCUAGAAGAAAUUAAAGAUAUAAAUAUGCAAGAAAAUAAAGAUACAAAUGCAGAGACGACUGAGGAUGUAGAUAUGGAGAAGAAUGACGAAGAGAAGAUAGAAGGGAAUGAAAAUGUAAAAACAGAUGAAAAUGAAGAUGUAAAUAUGGAAACCAUAAGUCCAACAAAUAAUGAAGCAAAUAAUUCUGAUAUCAAAAAUGAUGCUCAAAAUAAUAUAUUAGAUGCAAAAAAUUAUGGUUCUGAAUUAAGUACAGAUAUCAAUACAAAAGAAUCAAUAGAUUUUACUGCUGAUAUUAUCAUAGAACAAUUUGAUACUUCAAAAGAUGUAACUGAUGAAGUUGUUAUGAACCAUCUGGAUGAAAUUGAAAAUUUACUUUUGGAUUCUUCAGAUUUUGAACAAUCAAAGGAAGACGGUACAGAAAAUCGAUCUACUAAUGCAGACCGCAAUGAAUUGCCUGAGAUCAUUGAAAUAAAGAAAACUACUGAAACUGUUACGAAAUUGCCACAGACGAAAACAGAAAUUGCGGAACAAGCGAAACCAGGAAAAUCUGGAACUGAAGAUUGGUAUGAAAAAAAGCUUGCUGAAAAAGAAACGAUUAUAAAAGAACGUCUUACAAAAGUGGCGAGGGUCUUAGGAAUUUCUUAUCCAUGUUACGAAAAGUGGUUAGAGUGUGAAGAAAAAGUAAAUGGAACUCCCCUGUGUAAAUUGAAACCAUCUCGACGUUGCUGUUUAGACAAACCGCAUACCAAUCGCUGGAAAUUUCUUUGUACAAAAAAAAGAAACCAGAAUUUUGCAAUGAGCAAUUCUGGCUCUUUCCUUGACAAAAAUGUAGAGAUAUGGAAACUGGAAGCAAGUGGUGCAUGGGGUGUAAAUGUAAAUAAUAAAUCCCAGUUCCCUCCUUUCGUAUUACGUGCUGUCGAGGUAUUUGAAGAUUUUCUUCAAGCAGAACAAUUAAUCACGCAAAAAGCUUCAAGUAUAAACUUCUCGGAUGAUAUAUCAAUGGACGGAGAAUCAAGAAGGGAUACAGAAGACAAACAGGAAUGGCUGUGGUUGGUUGUACGUUGUAAUAGUAUGGAUGAACUAAUGUUAUUUGCCACUGGAAAAAAUAUUAGUCGUGCCACAAUGGAUAGAUUGAAAGAAGUAUACGAAUCGGGACCAGGAAAAAAUUGCAAUGUCAAGUCCUUAUAUUGCAAAAGAACAAAUAAGUAUGUCACCGGUGCAGUCACGGACACGACAUUCUUGGUUGGCUCGGAAGCUUUAGACGAAAUUGUAGGAGGAUUAAAAGUGCAACUCGCACCAAAAACAAACUUUUGGUCGAAUACUGCGGGAGCAGAAAAUGUAGCUAAAGCAGUAAUGGAUUUUGUUACACCUAAUCCAAAAAUGACAGUACUCGAAAUAGGAUGUGGAAUUGGUCUUAUCGGAUUGAUGAUGGCCUCUAAAUGUCAGCAAGUAAUAGGAGUAGAUACACCGUCGGAGGUAGAGGAAGCUGAAUUAACAUGCGAAUUAAAUAACAUAAAGAAUGCAUCGUUUAUAAUGGGAUCUCCUAGUGAAGUAACGAGUAAAAUCGUUGCGGCGAUAAAAAAUCGUAAAACGCAUGCGAUUAUCAAUGCGAAUACUAAUAUCGGCCGUGCAAUUGAAGUAAUGACGUGUCUACGAAAGAUUCAGUCGAUUAAGCGGAUAGUGAUGAUAACUACAUUAACUAAACAAUCAGUACGUUCUAUAUUAGAAUUAGCACGUCCUGGAGAUCGUGUCCAUGGAUCACCAUUCAUACCCGUUGUAGCUUGUGUCGUUGAUACGUUGCCUGUUGGUGCUCAUUUCGAAGCAGUUAUUUUAAUGCAACGACGAGCACUAAACAAAUUUAAUCAACUGUGGUAUCAAAAGGCUAUGGAAGAGAACACAAAAAGUUCAGGAAACAAAAGUGUUCAAGAGAAGGCAAAUGAACAGAACAACGGAGUAGCAGGCAAAAAAUUACCAAACAAGGUUGAUGUGCAAUUUAAGAAAAAUUUUAACAAACUGUUCAUGAAACCUUCGGCAAAUAACAGUCCUGUUAAGAAGACAAAUAUUGCGUUGAAGAAACAGCAACAAUUCGCAAACAAACACACUGGUAAUGCAUCCCCUAAACUGAGAUUUAAGCUUAAUAAACGUACGCAUUCCCCAGAUACAGGAGAGGCAACGCCGAAGAAAUUGAUAAAAAAAUUCAAUAAAUUUGAACCUAAACCUUGGAUCGAUAUGACAAAACAGAAGAAAGAAUGGAAUGCGGAAAAUACGCAUAAUCCACAAUUACGCAUUAAUCCUAUAUUCGAGAAGAACGUACGUGAGAAUAAGGAGAUUGAUUUAAGAGAAAGAUUGUCCAAUAAUCGAGGGAAUAUAGAUAUUGUUCAAACAGUAAAGGAGCAUCAAGUGCUCUUGGAAAUUGCAAAAGAAAAAUUAAGUGGAUCAGCACCAGCCGUUGAUGUAAAUACCGCAAAGGAGUUGCAGAGUAUGUUAAACAUGGUAUUAGAACAAACGAGCAAACUUCAAAGUCAACUUCCACGCUCUGUUAGGGAUCGUAUCACUCCGGCAGAAAGUACGAAUUCGGAUCAAGAUACUCCAUCUUUUAAAGGUCGUUUUAUUCAAGAAAUGAGGUCCAAUGAUAUCGUGAUUACAGCACGAAACGAACCAUUCGUGGAAGUUGAAGAGAAGAAACCAAUCUUUAAGAAGUACCAAAAUUUAAUGCCCUUAGAACCAAAUACAGUUGUGCCAGCAACGAAAGCAAUAGGCAUCAAAGUGGACAAAUCUUUCUGUAGAGCACCGGAACGAUUUCAUGAUAGUGAGAUGCAUCAGGGACAAAUUCCAGUAGCUCCUUGGAAUCGUGGUGUCCCUGCCGAAAGGAACCGUUGGGACGAAGUCGGAAAUAUUAGAAAAUCACUCUCGCCUGGAAGAAGGCAAGGUUCACCAUUUAAACCGAGCAUGAAUCUUCCGAAAAGACUUUCUCCUAAACGACCACUAUUAUCAUCUCCAAGAGGUCCGUGUUCUCCUCCUAGAAGAAACUUCUCUCCUGGGCAGCGUCCCGCAUCGCCUAUGUUCCUCAGAGAACGUUCUCCAAUAAGACGUCAAAUGUCUCCAUUGCGAAGACCUGUAUCACCGCUGAUGCGAGUUGUGUCACCGAGGUGUCCAUCGCCACCGCGACAAAUUAAAAUUAUGAUGAACCGUUCCAUGUCACCGCUCAGAUGUCAAGAAUCGCCAAUACGGCGACAGAUGUCUCCUCCCAGAAGACAGUUAUCACCGAUGUCUCCUUUAAGGAGACAGAUGCCUUCUCCUAAUCGUAUGGUAUCGCCUAGUAGGCAAGAGUUAUUAAUGUCUAGAAGACAGAUAAUGCCGCAAGAAAGACAACAGACAUCGACAAUGAGGCGUCCAGUGUCACCGCCCAGAUACUUAUUCGAACGUCCCGUGUCACCACCGAAGCGGCAACAGUCACCACCGAGGCGGCAACUGUCGCCGGUGAGAUUCGCCGAUGAGUGGGACAUACCAAGUAGAAGAGCCGUGGAACAAAGCACCUGGAUGCGAUCUACGGAACGAAUGCCAGAUAAUUGGGACACGAUGAAAUGCGACGAUAGACACCGUAAGAUUCCCAAUCAGGAAAAAUGGGAAGAUAUGGAACCCGAUCGUAAUAAUACUUGGAAAAACGGUGGCAAUAGUUGGAAUUCCAAGCAAAUGUGUUCAAAGCCAGCACCGAAACAGGCAUGGCUAUCGGGCUCUGACAGAUGGUCAUCAGUGUCUAAUGUGCCGGGAACUAGUAACGAAGCUUGGCAGGUCCGAGGUAAAGAAAGUUCCUCUUCUAACAACGAACCGUGGAUGGACAGUAAGAAACAAAAUAGAUGGAUGGAGAUGAAUGUUAAUAAUGACUCUUGGAGACAAUCGGAGAAAGACGAUUUGAACGACUUGCCAGAAGAUGCAAGAGAUCCUUGGGGCGACGACGGGGUACCGGAUUUAAAAGAAAGGUGGCUUAAAUACGAGGGCAUUAGUUCAUCGUCUACGUCUAAAGAGAACCAGAAACAAGGAGAUUCGUGGACAAAACAUAAUAAAGAUACUUGGCAUAGUAAAGGAUCAUCUUAUAGUGCGAAACCUCACAAUCAGUGGCAAGAUAAUAGUAUUCAAAAUGUUGAAGAACCUCGUUGGGCUUCUCAAAAAGAAACAGAAAAGACGUCUUCGUCAAGUAGUUGGCAAAAUGGAAAGAAUACAGGUUCCUGGCAGUAUAAAAAUUUGAAUUUCCAAUCACAACGCCCUUUCACGUCUCAGUUUAAAGGUUUAUAAUAGAUUUUCGUUCCACAAAUUAGCGAUAAUGUUUAACACACACCUACAGCAGGAUCUGUACUAUCCAUAGCGGGAUCGAUCUGUACCGGCUCCGUAGGUCGCUAAGCAGUUAGAAGGCAAUAAAACCAAGCCGUAACCCUUAUUAUUGAGUAUAGACAAGAGUGUGUAGGAGGACGCGUUAGAGCCCAACAUGGGAAGCGAUUUCGAAUCGAUGCCGAAACCUGCUGUUUAGAUUCAUCCAGCCUAUCUGACCGAAAUGCGACAAAACCUUGGAUACCGAUUUGCAUUCAUUCUUCGGUAUUAGAACUGUUUUCUAUAGCUCUUUCAGACAAAUUUAUACUAUGUAGUGAUAAGUAAUUAUUAUAAUAAGAAGCGUAAUAUGCAUAUAAAUAAUCACUUGACCUUAUUACCAUUUCUCAUUACUCGGAUUUCGAUCAGAAAGCCAAGGGAAGCGUACUUGAAAUCCUCAAAGCAGGUAGUAGAACCUAAACAACAGGAAGUUUACCUGUAGAUUUGCCCCCCAUUUGAAAUCGUUUCUGACGUAGCAUCAUGAGGUCCGAGUUUACAUACUUUUGCCUAUACUGUGUUCUAAAAACUACAGUACUACUGGUUUCGCUGCCUGCCAUCGCGUCAAUGAUAUACGUAGCCGCUACGGAUCAUUCCUAUUUCGGAUAGUACGAAUAAAUCUAUUUCGUUAGUACAUUCUUAUCACGAUAUGUUACAUAUGUCACAAAGGGGAAAUCGUAUGCUUCUUAUUAUGUUUUAAUAACAAUGUGAAGCAUGUUCGUCAACAUUGAACUAAACAAAUUUUGACGAUAUCAGAGCUUGACAGAUAUAAAACUUACACUGCAAGACGGUUAUCAGCAAUUAUUUUGAGUUUUUUUAUUGAAAAUGAAGUUUAUUUUUUUCUUUCUAUCUUGUUAUUUUUACAUAGAAUAUGUUAGAGUAAUAUAAGAAUUAUGUUAUAAAACUAAGUUUCCUUGAAAUGACUUACUUAAUUGUUAAUGCAAAACACGUGCUACAAUAUUUUAUGUAUAUCUCCUUUGAGACAGUGUAAAAAUAUGUUUAUAUUGUACUUUUCAAAUAAAACCGCAUUUAUAUAAAAUAAUCAGAUUCUCCUUAAUUUUAGUUUUAAUUCACAUGUACAUUGUGUUUACUAAAAGCUCAGCUAAAAGGCAGCAAAACAUAAUAAUAACUCAAAACAAUAUAAUGUAAAAAUCACCUAUUAAUAAAUUAUUGUUAAAAAAUUAGUGUUGCGUUAAAUGUACGUUCGUACGCGGUAAUAUAUAUACUUACUUGCAAUUUCCACGUAUAUGUAUACAUAUGCGUGUUGGAAUUGGAAGCGGUCAAGUGAAGGGCCUUCUUCAGUGAGUGAUCAAUGUCGAUUCAGGUGCCGACAGUAGCUGAAGCAGCGAUCACAUAUAUGUGAAUUAUUUAUAAUUAUCUACUGUCGGCACCUUAAUGGACAUUGAUCACUGAUGAAGGCUCUCCGUAUAGCCAUUGCUAGUUGUUUACACAAUACACAUGUGGUGAC
Molecule: messenger RNA, 7029 nt
Organism: Ceratina calcarata
Lineage: Eukaryota; Metazoa; Arthropoda; Insecta; Hymenoptera; Apidae
Exons: 8
Coding region: 627-5495 (1622 amino acids)
Biological process (GO): RNA processing
Molecular function (GO): RNA methyltransferase activity; RNA binding
Source: RefSeq, a predicted model, not a curated record